This is a messenger RNA of Planococcus citri (citrus mealybug), 5115 nucleotides long. RefSeq lists its product as uncharacterized. The record is from RefSeq and is a predicted model, not a curated record. The transcript is spliced from 7 exons. Lineage: Eukaryota; Metazoa; Arthropoda; Insecta; Hemiptera; Pseudococcidae. Bases 1002 to 2831 code for a protein of 609 amino acids.
AGAAUGCAUUGCACUUACUCGUAGAUACUUCAAAAGGACACUCCUGGUCCUGUAGAUUUGAACAUUCUCAAAAGUGAUCAAUUUUAUGUUACCUGCGGUCAAGAUAUACCUACUUUGUAUUCAGUCUUCAAGUUGAAUUCAGAAAUACAUAUUCCGCAGUCGAUACCUCAUCUGCUGUCUCUCUCCGAUAUGAAGAAAAUGAAGAAAACCGCGUCAUACUUCAGUCGACAACAAUAAUUAAUAACUUGUGGAAACUUUGCCUAUACAGCUUCGUUCGCUGAUACUCAACAGUAGUACCGUGUACGAUAAUAUGACAAAACCGCAAACGAAAAUGACAAAUAUAACCGCGACGACGAGCGUCAAUAUUAACGUCGAAAAUGGUCCUAAUACACGUAGACGGGCGUAAUUCCUCAUCGCGUUGAUGUAGUCUAUAUGGAAUAUUGUCAACACAAUUAAGCAAUUUAUACCACGAUGUUAUCAACAAGACAAGACAGAAGACACCACCGGAGAAGAACUCCGAGUCAAAGAUGAAGCCGAAGCAGCCGGGACGAAAUUGAAAAUCGGAGCGAAACCGAUCCGAAUGUUAAAUUCUUUAUGAAUUUAACAUUAUAUUUAAAUAUAUAACAUCAAGAAUAAAACCGAAUCGAAAGAACGUUAUAAUUACAUCGAAUUGUUGUCUUCAGAAAAAUAAUUACCAUGGUUCCAAGAAUUAAAACAACCUAUGUUCAUUUUGUAGGAUACCUAGAGUUAAUUGACAGAAGCUCGUUCUCGCUAUCGCUAAAGCAAAUCUUGAAUCACGAAUCCCAAUGUUGAUAUGGUUAACUGUAUUUUUUCUCAUUCUCGAGUAAAAUUGAACGGCGUCAAUAAAAUAGUAACUCGUUCGUGGUGCGACAAUCGACCGUCAGCGAUCAUCUUCGUAUACUUGGAAUACAUUGCCGGGCUGCAGCUUCAACCACACAGCACAGGUUCAAACCGAAGAUCCACAACACCAAAAACUGGAAAUGACCGAAGUCACGUCAGAAGUGUACGAUAUUAUCCAUCCGACUCCGAUAUCGCUGAAACAACUAUCAGCAAUCGCCAUUAGCCUGGAAAUAUGGCGCCGGAAAGUGAAGGAAUAUCGCACUGGAGAAAAACUGAAAGAAUUUGACCCUGACAGGCUACGAAAAGACAACGCCUGGAUGAAAUCUAUGCUUCCUGAUUUACCAUCCCCGAUUUACAAGAUGAUUGACGAAAUUGUCUCAAGAUUUGGGUAUUCGAUGAAACCUUGGCAAAGUAUGCAUUAUAAAAGAGUAUUUUGUUUUCAAUACACUGAUGAGAACCAUAUUUUAGAAGACUUCGAUGAUUUUGUCUGCGAUUACGACGGCACUAUCGAUUACAAGAGGACAGCCGAACGUAUGAUGCGUUGUGAUGGAUUCAAUUUGGAAAUGAAGUUUGUAGUUGCUUGUUUGUAUUUCUUUGAACACGAUAUUAGACGAAUUUGGCCAUCUGUAUCCGAAUGCGAAUACUUGGAUGUGGAUUGCAUUGAUUUUGACAAUUGCUCGCAACUCUAUUAUUGGAUUUGCCGUCUCACGAAUAAAUUAGAUAAAAUACCAACCUUAACCUUAAGGAGUGAAACUAUUGAUGAAAGAAUGUUCAGGGCGUACAUGCCUUAUAAUAGACCUUCUAUCGAGUAUUUUUGGAAUCGUAUACCUCUUGAAAAACGAAUGCAAAAAGCUAUUGAUCACCUUUGUGAUCAUGAUUUUAUUAGAGUUAUUUUACCAAAGCUGGAUAAUCAGCAGCUCGAUAAAUUUGUCAAUGGCGAACGUGCUUGCUUGUUUGAUAUAUUCUACUAUUUUCGUUUCGAGGAAUGGAUUGUCCUGAGAACUUGGGUUCACAUUAGGAACAUUAUAAAUGAAGAUAAUUUCACCAAUCUUAUCAUUCGUAUGUUUCAAGUUAAGGAUGCUGAUGAAUAUGAGUACCCUGAACAGGAAAAGGAAAAGUGGGAAUAUUUGUGUUGUCAGAUAUGGAACCAUACACAGCCUAAUUUAAAAUCUUCGGUGAUUGGAGUUAUCUCAACUGACAGUAGCCAGUUCACAGCUAAUAUUGAUACUUAUGAUGAUUAUGAAUGUAAUCAGAUGAAUGCUGAAUUGCUAUUGACUAUUCUGCGAGACGCGUCUUUGAAAAAAAGAAACUUAUUCUGGCGUAAUUGCUGGAAUUUUCUAAUUCAAGCGGUUCGAAGCAAAGAUUUGCAACGAGUAAUAAAAUUGUGCUUUAAAAACGAAGAUGAGAUUAAUCAGUUCAAGCAAAAUGUUAUAGUUAAAAACGGAGAUGUUCUUCAGCUCUGCGUUGCAUUAUUGGAUGAUGCAUUUUUGAAAGAAUUGAAUGCAUUUGUGACUUUUUGUUGUCCUGAAUUGCAAGGAAGGAGAAUCUUUAAACAACAAAUACUGCAGUCAGCUUUUCUCGAUGAAGAUUGUCUACUCAGCGGUGAGAUUCUGCGAGAAAUCGACGAAUUCAAUGAUUUUGUGGAAGAUGUUUCUACCUAUAUUAAAAAUCGGCUCAUUUCGUCGCCUUCAGUUAUGGAACGUUUAUCGAGCAUCAUUUGUACAGGACUUGUUUCUUCGGAAACGAUAAUUAAAUUUAUUGAUACCCUUGCUUCAACGGAACUGAAGGAAGAAACCGUAGUGCAGGCCAAGAAGAGUUUGAUUGAUUCGUUGAAAAAGUAUUUGACUAGGAAUGCACGUAGACCUGCAGGUAAAAUAUAUCGCAAGGAUGAACUCAACUCGAUCUUAUUAUGGUGCUUGGGAAGUAAUGAAGGAGUCGAAGAAUUCAAUCUAAAGUACACUUCGUGGUAGAGCCAGAUGGCCAUGAAAAUCAAGUCAGAGAAUUUGUGAUUUUUUAAAAAAUCUAAGUUAUGUUAGGUUUUUUACGUAUAUUUUUUAUUCUUCUAAUUUAAUUUACUUAUACUUUAUACAUAUCAAUAGAAUUUUUGAAGGGAAUGUUUCAAAUUUCUUGAACAUCUUAUCAUCCAUUUGUUUUUUGUUUCAAAUAAUUUUGUAGAUAUUUUAAAGGAUUUUACUGAUUCUCAAUUGGUUUUCAUUAUGUUUUACACGAUUUGUGAUUUUUUUCUUGCCUCAUGUUAUCGUCUUUUGGAGGAAGUGGGUACCUCUACCUAUGUUGAGAAUUGUCAUGAUAUAUUCGAAAAUGUGAAUGGUUCUUACUGUAAAUUCAAGCACCUACUGCUAUCUGCGAGUUUCAAUUAGUUGAUGAUUUUUGUGAGAUAUUCAAAUAAGUGUCCAUGUCACAAAUACAAUGUAAAAGGUUUUAGUUACACGGUUUGUUUUGAAUGCUGAGUGAUUGGAGUUAUUUCAAUCAUAUUCAGACAGUUUUGAAUGAUUUGAAAAGUUUACCUUUUUUUCGUUUAUGAAAUGAAUUGCUACUUGAACUACAUAAUAUUAUAUACUUUAUUAAAGUUUUGAUUUUUUUUUAAAAGUAAACUUUUACCACACUUUUUGUACCUAGGUACUUUCUAAUAUUUUCGAACAAAUUUUCAAAAUUUUUGUUGCUAUUUUUGCAAAUUGUUAUUUCAAACGUGCCCGUUUCACAAUAAGUACCUACUUGUUAUUGAUGUAAGUGUUUAAUCAUUUAUUUUCAAUUUUCGCUUAAUUUAUAAUCAUAAUUUCUCUGUUUACUCAUGUGAAUAUUUUAGUAAUGUUACAAGCUGUUUUUUUUUUUUUUUUUUUUUUACAAAUUUCAAGUAUGAUAUUGUUUCAUCUUGAAUCAUUCUUAUGGUAUAGUUUUUCUUGAUUAGUCUAGCAUAUUUUCAAGUUGAAAUUGUUAUCAACUUGAACAUUUUUUUGCACUUUUUUUAAAAUUUACGUACUUAUUGAGAUUUUUAUUGUUUUCUGAUGGUUCUGAUUGAUUUUCUUUUUUGAAUACUUGAGGUAGUCAGAUAUCUUCAAUGUUAUGAAAAAUUGAUAAUUGCAUAAUUUUCGAAAUUUAUAUUAUAAUCUGGAACGAUUUCUGCUUUAAUUAUAAAAAAUGAUGCCACUGAACGUUUGAAAUCUCGAAAUGAAACAUUCGGAGGUGAGUUGUUGUUUUUUGCUAUUGUGAGAUUGUGAGAUAUGAUAGUUGUCUACAAAUUUAGAAUUUAUACGGAAACUGAGCCAUUUUGCAAUUGAAAUAAGAAUUUUCUAUUAUGUGAAAAGCCUGAGAACGCAUCGAAAGAGGAAAAUUUGAAAAAAGUUCAAGAAUAUAUUUCACUCAUUCCUUCCUCCCCUCUCCAUCGCUCAAAAAAGGAUUGAAAUGUUUGAGAAAUACGCUGCUAAACGUUUAGCUUUUAGGCUGCUACUCGUAUUUCAUGCUGCUUUUUUGAUUUUUGAAAAUUUUUGAUAUUUUGACUUUCCCUGUCCAAUUAAAACAUUCUUAAAAGUUUUCUGCUGGGGUCUACUUUUUGCCAAAAUUGCUGGAAGGUCCUGUUUUCUUAUUUUAAAAAUCCAACUUGAAAUUUUUGUAUUAAUUUUCUCUUUCUUUUUGAAUUUUAUUUGAUUAUUUUUCAUUUUAGUUUAUUUUAAAUUGCUCCUUUCUCCGCUCUGGAAUUGAUAAUUUUUUUCUCGAAGUCCUGCUUUUGCCCUGCGUUUCCGUGUUGUAAUGUAUAUUUUGUCAAGUCUUGUUGAGAAAUUUUUUUGCAAAAAAAAAAAAUGUUUUCUGGGGCGAAAAUUUUCAACUUAUCGAAUUCUAAUUUGGUCACGUUGGAAUUCUCAGGGGGGGGGGUCAAUUAGAUAUGUUUCAUAAAGUGUUUGACGGAAUUUUCUAUCAAUUUUUGGGUAUUUUGAAUAGUUUUGUGAUUUAUUUCUUUUUCACAGAUCCAAUUUUCGUGUACUUUUUUUCUGUUCAAGUUAUUUAAACCGGAAAAUGAUAACUUCACUAGAAAAUAUUGGCACUUAACUGUGGCUUCGUGGCUUUGUUUUCAGCACUAUUUUUCUUUAUUGAACAAUCCAUUUUUUCCGCGGUCAUAAAAUUCAAGUAAAAUUUAAAACAAAUUUUUACACAACGUCAAAACAACCGUUUAUAAAAAUUUAUUCGUUAUUUUUCAACUUUUUUGUGUAAUGUUACAUUUUUUUCUUACAAUUUUUUGUU